ACGCAAUAAUAGAUUAAUUAUAAGGCUACUUUAGCCAGUUUUAGCUAAACUAACUUUAACGUCAGCUAGUUUUAGCUAAACUAACUUUAGCUAGUUUUAGUUAGUGAUUCCACCGAGGAUCUAUAUUUUUCUAUGUGGCAACUCUGUAAUAAUAGGGCAUUAAUAUCAUAGUUAGCCUAAUUGCUUAUGAACAGUGACAACACAAAAAUGCUAAUGAAAAACUUCUAGUGUCGUCAUUUGACGUUAAUGACAAAAUGAAAAGUCAAGGUAAACAUAGCCUAGUCAUUACCAUUAUAGCCUACCUCCUCAGCCAAUCAGGCAGAGGCGUCAUAUUACCGCUGCUCUCCUCCUCUGGGUCUGUCACAGCUCGGUGCUGCUGAGACCCAGUCCCGGUCUCUCUGUCUCUUAAAAUCUGUCCCUAUCUCUGUCCGACAUUAAACCAUGUUACCGACCGAGUCCGGGGACAGUGAGGUUCCUCGGUGCUGUCCCUCGAAAACCAAACAAAACGACGCAACAGAGCGGCCAUGACGUUUCCCCGCGGAGCAUAAGCAGACUACAACACCGAUUUACUGUAGGCUACUAAAAAGGAAACGACUUUAAGAGCCCUGGACCCUGCAGAUGCUGUCCCAGACGUUGACACACACACACACCCAGACGUAAGAGUUACCCAGUCCUGUGGACAGGAAGACAACAUGGCCUCCGGCUCCCCGCCCAGGAAUCCUCCCAGCGGCCUCACAGACAGGAGCGGUAGCUUCUUUAAGCUGAUUGACACAUUUGCGUUGGAGAUCGGGGAGCUGAAGAGAGAGAUGGUCCAGACCUCUUCAACAGUCGACAAAGAGCCCAUGGAUCUACAAGGGCUGGACAGCGAAGUGAGUGGCGUUUACCUGCAGUCCCCCCACUGUGGCGGGGUGGGGGGGGAAAGGGAUUCUGGAUACGACUCCUUGCGAAGGAGGAUGAGCGUGUUGGACAGGCUGACUCAAACUCACCCGGUGUGGCUGCUGCUGGCAGUCAGUGAAGAGGAGGCCUGUCGCAUACUGCUCAAACAGCCUGCCGGGGUGUUCCUGGUCAGGAAGUCAGGCGCUCUGCAGAGAAAGGUUCUGUGUGUGCGUCUGAAGGAGGAUCAGUCAGGAACUCCCAUCAGCCACUUCCCUGUCAGAGAGAGCCAGUACACCUUUUCUCUUGAGGAAUCUGGGAUCAGCUUUGCAGAUCUGUUUCGCCUGGUGGCUUUCUACUGUAUUAGCAGGGAUGUCCUGCCUUUCACACUCAAACUCCCAGAGGCCAUUGCAUCUGCUAAGACUCAGAAAGAACUGGAAGAGGUGGCUCAGCUUGGAGCAGGCUUCUGGGACUCUUCCCUUUGUAGCCAGCGUCGCACUUCCCCCCGUCCCUGUCGCCCUCUGAGCCGUACCCUCAGCCCCCAGCGAACUAACAGGAACAGGAAGGCCGAGGGCUCAGAGCAGAGACACCCCGGGGCUCACUGCGACAGCGCACCUCCGACUCUGCGGUCCCGCUCUCCUCCGGCUUCCUUCCAUCAGGAGAGAAGACAUUCCGGGGGUCGUCUGUGCUUCGUCAACCCCCUGUUCCUCCAGACUCAUCACCACCACUGCCGCUGUGAGGGCCACCCGCCGUCUCGUAACAACCUAGAGAAUGCCGGGAAAUCGUCUGUGACGCCGUUAAACAGCAGCCAAGGUAGCGAGCAGCACGCGGACAAGAUCAAACUGAACAGCAAAUCACGGCCCCCUCCCCCUCGCCCUCCUCCCCCCCGCUCAAUGCCGCGCCGGCGCCCUGCCCCACCUCCGCCUGGACCUCCAGCCGCUACCACCAGACCCAAGAGCAUGCCAGAGGCCGCUGCUGUGUCUGCAAGGCAACAACAGCAGUCCCCCAGCAGGCGCCCAGCACCCGCUCGACCACCAAUGGGUGCCAAGCAUAGCAGCCCGUCCAAAACUACCAGCUCCCCAAUCCCUGUGCCUUCGAACCCGCCACCUCCAAGGCCUAAGAAGCCUGAUCUUGAAGCUCACCGUUGCCACAUUGCCCUGGACGACGAGACCAUCGCCAAGGCUCUGUCCCGGGCCAAGCUUCCACCAUGCCAGCCCCCGCCUGCUGUCCCCGCUGAAGCACUACUGGAGAAUAACGCUGGGAGUCCGUCCACCCCCAAGGAGAGGGGACGCCAGCGGCUCAGUGACAUGAGCAUGUCUACCUCGUCCUCUGACUCAUUGGAAUAUUCCCAGUCUCCUGGAUUCUCCCUGGGCCCGGCCCCGAGCCCGUCCCGACACCUUAAUCAUCAGAACACAGUGGAGGACAGCAGCGAAGACGAUGAGGACGGGGAAGAAGAUGAGGACGAAGACUACGGCGUAGGUUUGGAGACGGACCUAGAAAUGCGCCUUCGCCCGUCCUUAAAAGCGCGACGGCGAAGGGUCGGCGUGAGCCUCGGCGGCGGCUCUUUCAUCCUCCCCAGGGCCCUGAAGGGACGCUUCCGCAAGAUGAGCGGCAUGCUCAGCUCCUUCAUGACGCCGGAGAGACGGGCGGUGAAAAGGAUCGCUGAGCUGUCCAGGGACAAAAGCUCAUAUUUUGGCUCCCUGGUGCAGGACUACAUCAGCUUUGUUCAGGAGAACCGAGGCUGUCACACGUCAGGGAUGGAUUUUCUGCAGACUCUCAGGCAGUUUAUGACACAGAUGAAGGCGUACCUGCGCCAGAGCUCCGAACUGGACCCGCCUUUAGAGUCACUCAUACCUGAGGACCAAAUCGACCAGGUGCUAGAGAAGGCCAUGCACAAGUGUGUCCUGAAGCCUCUGAAGAGUGUGAUCGAGGUGGCUUUACAUGACUUCCAGGUGAGCAGCGGAGCUCUGCAGCAGCUGAGAGAGAACCUGGCCCUGGCUAAGACCAAGAGGCCCCAGGAGUUAGGGGUGGACGGAGCUGUGCCUCCUGACCCCAUGGCUAUAGAGAAGAUCCGCCACAAGUUCCUAAACAUGAGGAAGAUGUACUCCCCUGAGAAAAAGGUGUCAUUGCUGCUGCGUGUGUGUAAACUCAUCUACACCAUCAUGCAGGAUAACUCAGGGAGGAUGUACGGUGCCGAUGACUUCCUGCCCAUGCUGACUUAUGUGGUGGCUCAGUGUGACAUGCCUCAGCUGGACACAGACAUCCAGUACAUGAUGGAGCUGCUGGACCCAUCUCUGCUGCAAGGAGAGGGGGGCUACUACCUGACCAGCGCGUACGGAGCCAUGUCCCUCAUCAGGAACUUCCAGGAGGAGCAGGCGGCCCGGGUCCUGAGCUCUGAGGCCAGGAACACUCUGCACCAGUGGCACCGAAGGCGCACCGCCCAGCGCACGGCGCCGACUGUGGACGACUUUCAGAACUAUCUCCGCGUAGCCCUGCAGGAAGUGGACACAGGCUGCACGGCCAAAACCCUGAUCGUCCACCCUUACACAACCACAGAGGAGGUCUGCUCACUCUGCGCUUACAAGUUCAAGAUCCCAGACCCCGACACCUACGCACUGUUUCUGGUCACUGGGGACACCCGGCAGCAGCUCGCCCCGGACACGCACCCUCAACGGAUCAAAGCCGAGCUCCACAGCCGGCCCCGUGCACAGAUCUUCCACUUUGUCUUCAGGAAGGUACCUAACCUUAACCUCUGUAUCCCUGCCCUCAUGAACAAUGGAAACUGCCUUCAAGUUGAAUAGUACAGGAGAACGUGACAGCUUGCUGCACUCGAUCCUAAACAAUAGCCAUGUUUCGUGGUAAUCUGUUGAUGCUUGUUUCUUAGAAAACAUUUGAUACUGUCUGAACGGAAACAAAAAAAAACAAGCUGUAUGUUGAUGCAGAUGUAAAAUG
This is a messenger RNA of Perca fluviatilis (European perch), 3825 nucleotides long. Its product is annotated as ras and Rab interactor 2-like. Lineage: Eukaryota; Metazoa; Chordata; Actinopteri; Perciformes; Percidae. Gene Ontology annotation, cellular component: cytosol; endocytic vesicle. Gene Ontology annotation, biological process: signal transduction; vesicle-mediated transport. The transcript is spliced from 13 exons. Bases 693 to 3674 code for a protein of 993 amino acids. The record is from RefSeq and is a predicted model, not a curated record. Gene Ontology annotation, molecular function: guanyl-nucleotide exchange factor activity; small GTPase binding.